AUGGGAAUUUCCGAUACAGGGAGCCCUAGCAUUAGCGAUGAUGUGCUUAAGCUAGAACUCUCGGGACCAGAUAUGCCUGAGCUCAUACUUGUGGACUUGCCCGAAAUCCGUCACUCAGAAGACCAGGAUCAGGAUGAUGAAGGCGUCAACCCUCGGACUAUAGUCCUGGCCGUUAUUUCUGCACAAGUCGGCUAUAACAAACAGGAUAUCUUGAAUAUUGCAAAAAAACACGACAGUCAAAGAGAGCGGACCCUCGGAGUUAUCACCCAUCUGCAUACCCUCAAAUCAGGAUCGGAGCAGGAGCAAAAUUACUUUGAGCUUGCCAAAAACGAGAAUAAAGGACGAUGGAGACACCUUCCACGCGAGCGCGUGAAAAUUGAUCGUCUGCGCUGUCGUCUCAGCAGCAUAAUGUCUAAGCAGAUCCGUCAAAGUCUACCAGGAUUGAUCGAUGGUAUUGAGCAAUGUAUCGCCGAUUGUCAGGGCAAACUGCGCAGGUUGGGAACUGCACGGCCUAAAAUUCAAGAGCAGAGGGGUUACCUCUUGAGCAUCAGCAGCAACUUUGAGAAAAUCACAGGACAAGCUCUCAACGGGAUAUACGCCGACGAAUUCUUCGGCAGACUGAAUGGGGAGAACGAUGACUCCCACGUGCGUGGAUUGCGUUCCCUUGUUCAUGAGCUGAACGAGGACUUCGCGGAAGCGAUGCACCUCAGAGGCAGUCAGCGAAAUAUUCUUGAAUCAAACGAAAGCCCUUUGCCGCAAAGCGAAUAUACCGCAGCUAUUGCUAGACCCUACAUGCACGACUGGACUCCGGAAUACGUUUCACGGGAAACCAUCGAACAGGAGGUUAAUGAACAAGCUCGUCGUCAUCGAGGUAUUGAGCUGCCGGGUACUGUCAAUCAAAUUCUUGUUGGCGACCUGUUUCGUGAAGAGUCGAAACCAUGGGAAGGAAUUGCCCGAGAACACAUGCUCACUACAUGGGAAUAUGUGAGACGCUUUGUGCAUCUGCUGCUCAGGGACCUCAGCGACGAAAACACAUCCUCCCUCUUGCUAAGCUCUGUUAUUGGGUCUGAGCUAGAAAGACUGAAGGAUGCGCUCCUCGAGAAGCUUGGCGAGCUCACCUCGUUACUCAAGCGAAGACACCCUCUGCCCAUUGGAAAGAGCUUCCCCAUGAGUACCCGAGAGUCCAGAUAUAAUCGCCAGAUUUCUGCCCUCAAGGCCAGACUGGCAAAAGAUGAAUCUAUCCAGGCGGCUGUCAUUCUCAACGAGCUCGACCAGGCGAUGGUGUCUCCAGAAAAGCAAUCUGCUUCCGGAAAGAUCGUCGAUCAGAUGCAAGCAUACUAUUCUGCAACUAUCGUGACGUUUAUGAACAAUGUCGUAACUCUUGGUAUUGAGAACUGCUUGCUCGGCCCUCUCGAGAAGAUCUUCACCAGCCAGAGCAUCAACGAAAUGAGCGAUGAGCAGAUUCAAGAUCUAGCCACGGAGCCAACAUUCGUUCGCGAAGAGCGGGAACUCCUUUCCGAGGAACUCACAAAGUUGCAAACCAGUCUGCGCUUGUUCAACCGUUUCAACACAAUCUUGCCGUCGCUCCAAAUGCCAAGUCUCUUCGGUGAGCUCUAG
Aspergillus sclerotioniger CBS 115572 is the source of this 1617-nucleotide messenger RNA. RefSeq names its product putative dynamin GTPase. The coding region runs from base 1 to 1617 and encodes 538 amino acids. The record is from RefSeq and is a predicted model, not a curated record. Gene Ontology annotation, cellular component: cytoplasm; membrane; microtubule. NCBI's taxonomy places the organism in Eukaryota, Fungi, Ascomycota, Eurotiomycetes, Eurotiales, Aspergillaceae. The transcript is spliced from 4 exons. Gene Ontology annotation, molecular function: GTPase activity; microtubule binding.